GCAAGCGGUCCGAACACCACCUAACUUUCACUGGGCCGGACCGGGCGGUGGGCAACCCCCUGUUUGGACCGAUGUGCUGGCGGAGAUGUCCCGACAUAUCUACAUACGAAAUAAGAUCGGAGAAGGCAUCCAGGCGCCAAUAUUUCAGGUGAAUCGAGGGACCUACUCCAGGAGGAGUCGGCUGAAGAGAUCUGAUGGCAGCACCACCUCUACCAGUUUCAUCCUUAGACAGGGCUCAGCGGAUUCCUACACUAGCAGACCGUCGGACUCUGAUGUGUCGCUGGAGGAGGAGAAGCCGGAGUCGGGAGGAGGGAGUCAGGGCCGCCAGGAGAGGGAGCAGCAGGCCGCCAUACAGCUGGAGAGGGCAAAGUCCAAAGCUGUGGCCUUUGCUGUGAAGACCAAUGUCAGCUACUGUGGGGCCCUCGAUGAGGAUGUUCCCGUGCCAGGAACGGCCAUCUCUUUUGAUGCUAAGGACUUCCUGCACAUAAAAGAGAAGUACAACAAUGACUGGUGGAUCGGGCGUCUGGUGAAGGAGGGCUGUGAGAUCGGCUUCAUCCCCAGCCCUCUGAAGCUGGAGAACAUACGCACGCAGCAGGAGCAGAAGAAGAGCCGCAUCCAAGGUAAGUCCAGCGGAAGCUCCUCCUCCAGUCUGGGAGAUGUGAUGUCAUCAGGGAAGCAGAAACAGAAAGUGACGGAGCACGUGGCCCCCUAUGACGUGGUGCCCUCCAUGAGACCCGUGGUCCUCGUUGGACCCUCCUUAAAAGGCUAUGAGGUGACAGACAUGAUGCAGAAAGCUCUCUUCGACUUCCUGAAGCAUCGCUUUGAUGGCAGGAUAUCUAUCACCCGCGUGACAGCAGACAUAUCUUUGGCUAAGAGAUCCGUGCUGAACAACCCCAGCAAGAGGGCCAUCAUUGAACGCUCCAACACCAGAUCCAGCCUGGCGGAGGUUCAGAGUGAGAUUGAGCGUAUCUUUGAGCUGGCGCGCUCCCUCCAGCUGGUCAUCCUGGACGCGGACACCAUUAACCACCCGGCCCAGCUGAUGAAGACGUCCCUCGCCCCCAUCAUCGUCCACGUCAAAGUGUCCUCGCCAAAGGUGCUGCAGCGGCUCGUUAAGUCCAGGGGGAAAUCUCAGAGCAAACACCUGAAUGUCCAGCUGGUGGCAGCAGACAAACUGGCCCAGUGUCCUCCGGAGAUGUUUGAUAUCAUCCUGGACGAGAACCAGCUGGAGGACGCGUGUGAGCACCUGGCCGAGUACCUGGAGGCGUACUGGAAGGCCACACACACCUCCAGCAGCACGCCCCUCAACCCCCUGCUGGGCCGCAACCUGGGGCCCACCGCCCUGGCACCCUACCCCUCCACCAUCUCUGGCCUGCAGCAGCAGGGGCAGCAGCAGCAGCAACAGCAGCAGCAGCGGACGCGGCACAGCAACCACAGCGCCACCGACCACUCCACCGCCAACGAGCGCCGCAACCUGAUGACCACCGACGAGAACUACCACAACGAGCGCGCUCACAAGGGCCGCGGCCCGCGCUCGACCUCCCAGCAGCAGCAGCAACAGCAGCAGCACGGGGGUCGCGACCCCUACGCCGAGCAGGGCUACCAGGACCCCUACCAGGACACCUACAAGCCCCACCGCAACCGGGGCUCCCCCGGGGGCUACAGCCAGGACUCCAGGCACCGCCUCUAA
Molecule: messenger RNA, 1687 nt
Organism: Sardina pilchardus (European sardine)
Lineage: Eukaryota; Metazoa; Chordata; Actinopteri; Clupeiformes; Clupeidae
Gene: cacnb4b
Product: calcium channel, voltage-dependent, beta 4b subunit
Exons: 14
Coding region: 86-1687 (533 amino acids)
Biological process (GO): calcium ion transmembrane transport
Cellular component (GO): voltage-gated calcium channel complex
Molecular function (GO): voltage-gated calcium channel activity; protein binding
Source: RefSeq, a predicted model, not a curated record